UCUGUCAGUCAGAGCUGUGGAACCGAGCAGAGCUGAAAAACACCCCCACACCAGGACCAGAAAGCAGCACCCUGCUGUGUGGGAGCCAAUCCUGCAUCUCACAGCGGCGGAGAACACAGUAUGAGCAACUCUGCUGAGAAGCAGAAAAGUUACUUCUGGAGUUUGGAGUCGUUUUAUUUGUUAACGCGCAGAUUUGGUGAUUGCGUUUGUGCGUAAGGCGCGCGCGUUAAUGCGCUUAAAGGAACGUGACGCGCGCCUAGGCUCGAGCGCAGGAGACAGCUCGAAGGGGAAAUCGGUGUGUGUGUGUGCGGGCGUGUGUGAGAAAGGCAGAGAUGGUCACAGUGGUUCGGAUAAUGGCAAAGAGGAGAGUGUUUUUGGACGGAAACUGGUGCAGACGCCUGGCAGAUGAGAGGACAGCCUUCAGGCGCAGCUGCCCGCGGUGUGGGGGCUCGUGCUGAAGCGGAGACGCGCGUGGCGCUGAGGAGGAGAGGCACCGGAUUUCUACAGAAAUGCACACCAACCUCACUGCUUCUGCCAACCACACCGCACAGCUCUCGGCCACGACCCACAACUUUCCCGCACUCAUAUUUGGGAUAUUGCUCAUCGUCGUGAUUAUCUGCGGGAACCUGCUCGUGUGCCUCAGCGUGUACAGAGAAAAGGCUUUAAAAACUACAACCAAUUACUUUAUAGUAAGUUUAGCCGUCGCGGACCUGCUCCUCGCAGUGCUGGUUCUACCCCUGUUUGUGUACGCAGAGUUCCAGGAUGGAGUCUGGUCCCUGAACAUGACCGUGUGUGAUGGCCUGAUGACCAUGGACGUGAUGCUGUGUACUGCCUCCAUAUUCAACCUUUGCGCAAUUAGCAUUGACAGGUUUAUUGCUGUGUCCAUCCCACUGAAUUACAACCGCAAACAUGUGGACCAGCGGCAGAUUGUCCUGCUGUCUGCCACGUGGAUCCUGGCACUAGCCGUGGCCUCACCUGUGCUGUUCGGCAUCAACGAUGUGCCAAAUCGGGACCACAGCGAGUGCAAGCUGGAGAACAACAACUACGUGGUCUACUCCUCUGUCUGCUCAUUCUUUGUGCCCUGCCCCAUCAUGCUGCUGCUCUAUUGUGGAAUAUUUCAGGGCCUCAGGAGGUGGGAGGAGGCGAGGAAAGCCAAGCUGAAGAGCAGCACGCAGGCCUGUCAGAAACUUGAGGAGCCACCAGCAUCUCUACUGCCACUGGUUUCUCUACCACCACCUCUUCCCCCAGUCAUAGAGAAUGACUUUACAGACCUUAAUCUGAAAGAGACAGACCAGGAUCCUGUCCCAGACAGUCCUUAUACAUUAGACUGUAAGAAUGGGCCUGAAGCUUCGCUGACCUUCUCUGAUAGUGGUUACAACCAAUAUCAGAACCAGGAGAAGAAGAGGGCGAAGAUUAAUGGGAGGGAGAGGAAGGCCAUGAGGGUGCUUCCUGUCGUGGUCGGUGCCUUCCUGUUCUGCUGGACUCCGUUCUUCGUGGUGCACACGAUGCGCGCUCUGUGUGAGGACUGCGACAUUCCCAGCAGUCUCAUUAGCAUCGUCACAUGGUUGGGUUACGUUAACAGUGCCCUCAACCCCAUCAUCUAUACUGUCUUCAACACAGAGUUCAGAAGGUUCUUCAGGAAUUUUUUACCUAAAUGCUGCUAGACACACUGCAUGCCUAAUGUUCAUUUGGCCAAUAAGCUCUGAGCUUGACCAUGAUUGUAAAAUACGGCAAUGCUUACAUCUCGUCUUUAGUAGAAUGUGUAUUUUGCGAUCACAUUGCUGUUACAUUGUUUUGCAUUUACACUUGAAUUGAAUUGCUAUAACAGCAGAAUUUCAGUGGGACAGUUGGUUAAUUUUAAUGGCCUCACUCAUAGGUUCUUAUUGCAUGUUGAACAUGACUGACUUUGUUCUUCAGCCUACAUCUAUUUCCCAAAAUGUAGUAAUUUAAAUCACAGUGACCCUGACCAGGAUAAAGCAUUUACUUAAGAUGAAUGAAUGAACACAGUAAAUGCAACAUGACGUGAGCACUUUGCUUUGUUCAAUAUGCUCAAACGUUAUAAGCCCGUGGCCUUUCAUUGUCCCCUGAGCUUCACACAUGUCCACUAGCUCCCACAUGCAUGAGAGUAAAAACAACCUGCUCUCAUUUUUUUGUUGGUUCCUGUGAGAUCUUCUCCUGCCAAAUGACUACAGAUUUUAGUUUUUACACCACACUGAAAUGAAUCUGCACUGAAAGAAACAUCAGGUUUUUCCACACACACUCUCAAAAUGUAUUUACUUGAUGAUUAUGUAUAAGUAAACUUCAUCCACCAUAGGCCUGUGUGGCUGCAGAUUUUCGUUUGAACCAAGUGAUUCCUGAUUCUCGCAUUAAGGAACAGCUACUUUUUAUUCUUUACAAUAAACACUACAUACACUUGCAAAGGUUAAAAAAAAUUGCCUCAAUGUUAUUAUUCUCUCUGUAAUUUUCUUAUUAUCCGUCUUCCAUUGUCAAACUUCUUAUUCUAAAAAACUCUAAAGUGUCUGCAGUGAUAUGAAAAUCAAAAUAAAAAAAGGUGGAAGAUGUUUUGUGGUAGGAAGGUCAGUGCUGCGUUUAGAUUUUCAAUACUUUUAAUAUGUGCAGGACACGAGUUCUUAUUAUAUUCAAGCUAAGACACAGCCAAGUAAACCCUUCUCUUAUAACCUUGAUGAAAGAGGCACUGGCAAACGAUUGCUCGGUUGAUAUGUGAGUGGUACUUAAAGUGACCAGUCAUAUUCUGUCACUGUUCUAUUAAACCAAAUCAAACAUCUGGCUCUGUGUAAACUUGCAUACACGAGGGAACAGGAUAUUGUUGAUUUUCACUGGUGCAUUUUACGAACUGAGGUGCAGGAAAUCUCUUCUGUGAUCACUGUAGAAAACAGUCAAUGGGGCUCAGAUCAGCCCUCCACAGCUGUUCUGUGAUUUUUAAAAAAAAAAGUCUAAGUCUGUCCAAGAAAAAUUGAUUUCACUGACCUCUGUCAAAGAAACCAUUCAGUUUGCUUAUUUGGAGGCACCACUACUUUCACUUCAAAAGAAAAGACCAUGUUUCAGUAGUGUCCAAAAGUAAACCCUCUGCACAAAGCCACUGAAAAAAAAAAAACACAGAGGCAGCUUUCUCACAAUUUGAUGCUCGAGAAGUCUGAUAUUAUAAAAGCACUAAACCACACAACUGUAAUAGCAGAAGAUCGAAAAGAAUACAAGGCAGCAGGAAAUAACACUGCAGUUUAGCAUGAAAUGAUGCGUCACAACCAGAGCCACAGAGUCUCAGUGGCACUGGAUGAAUGAGCUGCCACUUUCUGUGCCUCCUGCUGGGCUGAUGCAAGUGCAGACAGGAAAAACCAAGGGACAUUAUGCAUGUUUGUGUAUUGUGUAACCACAGUUGAAGUCCAAGAUUGUGUUGGAAUCUCUCCUCGACUGAUUAAACAAGUGAAACACCACUUCUGAAAUGUCUUUAUAACACU
This is a messenger RNA of Pangasianodon hypophthalmus (striped catfish), 3476 nucleotides long. It is a transcript of the gene drd4a, whose product is annotated as dopamine receptor D4a. Gene Ontology annotation, cellular component: plasma membrane. Lineage: Eukaryota; Metazoa; Chordata; Actinopteri; Siluriformes; Pangasiidae. Gene Ontology annotation, biological process: adenylate cyclase-activating adrenergic receptor signaling pathway; adenylate cyclase-inhibiting dopamine receptor signaling pathway. Gene Ontology annotation, molecular function: G protein-coupled receptor activity; dopamine neurotransmitter receptor activity, coupled via Gi/Go. Bases 510 to 1664 code for a protein of 384 amino acids. The transcript has 4 exons. The record is from RefSeq and is a predicted model, not a curated record.